AUGUCCACUACCAUACAGGUGAAGAAGGCACUAUCUGCGUUAUUACGUGAUCCAGGAAAUUCCAAUUGUGCGGAUUGUAAAAUUCAAUCUCAUCCGAGAUGGGCUUCAUGGUCAUUAGGUGUAUUCAUUUGUAUCAAAUGUGCUGGUGUUCAUAGAUCCCUGGGGACUCAUAUUUCUAAAGUUAAAUCAGUGGAUCUAGAUACAUGGAAAGAGGAACAUUUAGAAAUGCUGAUUAAAAUGAAAAAUAAUAAUAUUGCUAACGACUAUUAUGAAAAUUCUUUACCAGGUUCUUCUGAUUUAAGAAACGGGAUUACUGAUACCAAUAAGUUGAUACUGUUUAUCAAGAAUAAAUACGAGUAUAAGAAAUGGAUUGGCACGAAUCUGCACUUAGCAAAGCAUGAAACAAGUGAAUCUUUACCUUCAUCAGGUGACUCAUCUAAUUCACUUUUAGAUAUUGGUAUCAAUACUGAUGCUGUAGGUAAUAAUAAUAAUAAUGAUCAUAAUAAUAAAACAGCUCACAUUAGUCACGAACGUCCUCAUCCUAAAAGUGCUAGUGGUAGUUUAUUGAAUUUACAAACGUCAUCCGAUAAGUUUAAAUCCACAAGAACGAAAGAUACUCAUAGGAAUAUAUCGAGAAUUCAGUCGAAUCCGACUCGUGAAAGAGCACAACCAGAAAUUGUUCAAAGACCUGAUUUGAAAAAAUCGAUCUUAUCUUUAUAUUCGAAACCGGCAUCUAAUUCGCAAAGUCAAAGUCAAAGCACCUUUUUCAAUAAUAAUAAUAAUAACAAUGUAACAUCUGCAUCUACACCGGCAUUAGGUUCAACAUUUCCAUCAGCCAACGCUAAUAUCAUCAAUAAUACCAAUAAUAAUAGCACGUUUAACAUGAACAUGAACAUGAACUUCUCUACGAAUUCCAAUAACAAUAAUGAUAGAAAUAGUUCAAAUAUUUCAUUAGAAGAUAAUGAUCUAUUUAAGAACGUCUGGACUUAG
Molecule: messenger RNA, 990 nt
Organism: Naumovozyma dairenensis CBS 421
Lineage: Eukaryota; Fungi; Ascomycota; Saccharomycetes; Saccharomycetales; Saccharomycetaceae
Gene: AGE2
Product: GTPase-activating protein AGE2
Exons: 1
Coding region: 1-990 (329 amino acids)
Biological process (GO): intra-Golgi vesicle-mediated transport; endocytosis; endoplasmic reticulum to Golgi vesicle-mediated transport
Cellular component (GO): Golgi apparatus
Molecular function (GO): GTPase activator activity
Source: RefSeq, a predicted model, not a curated record